Messenger RNA from Camellia sinensis, 1088 nucleotides. Its product is annotated as cytokinin riboside 5'-monophosphate phosphoribohydrolase LOG5. Gene Ontology annotation, molecular function: hydrolase activity, hydrolyzing N-glycosyl compounds. The record is from RefSeq and is a predicted model, not a curated record. Gene Ontology annotation, cellular component: nucleus; cytosol. Gene Ontology annotation, biological process: cytokinin biosynthetic process. Lineage: Eukaryota; Viridiplantae; Streptophyta; Magnoliopsida; Ericales; Theaceae.
CCUUUUUGGUAUUUGGAGACUUGGAAGGAAAAGAAAAACAAAAAAAUAAAAAAACAAAGAAGGAAAUAAAAUACCCUCUUGAAUUCUCAUUUGUUUUAGUUGAACCAAACAGAGCAUAGAAAUAAAACUCAAAUCUUUCUUUCUCAUACAUACAGAGAGAGAUGGAAGAGGAAGGAGUGAAGUCAAGGUUCAAAAGCGUUUGUGUGUUUUGUGGAAGUAGUAUUGGGAAGAGAAACAGCUACAGAGACGCUGCUCUUGAAUUGGGCCAAGAACUGGUCUCCAGAAAGUUGGAUCUGGUUUAUGGAGGUGGAAGUGCUGGGUUAAUGGGUUUGAUCUCUCAGGAAGUUCAUCGCCAUGGAAGACAUGUUCUUGGAAUCAUCCCCAAAACUCUCAUGUCCAAAGAGAUUACUGGUGAAACAGUGGGAGAGGUAAGAGCUGUAGCCAACAUGCAUCAAAGGAAAGCUGAGAUGGCCCGCCAUUCUGACUGUUUCAUUGCCCUACCAGGCGGGUAUGGAACACUGGAAGAGUUGUUAGAAGUCAUUACAUGGGCCCAGCUGGGUAUUCACGACAAGCCAGUGGGUUUGCUAAAUGUGGAUGGUUACUACAACUACCUUCUCACCUUCAUCGACCAAGCAGUGGAUGAUGGAUUCAUAAAACCCUCUCAGCGUCACAUUAUCGUCUCUGCACCAAACGCUAGAGAACUUGUUCAAAAACUUGAGGACUACGUGCCUGUGCACGAUGGAGUGGUGGCGAAGGUACGGUGGGAGGUUGAGCAAGUGGAACUUAACGCAUCCUUACAGUCAGAAAUAGCUCGUUAGAGAGAGAAAGAAAGUCAGAGAGAGAGAGAGAGAGAGAGGGAGAGAGAGAGAGUAUUUUGUUGCAAAUUGUAAUUAGAGUUUCUACUUUGUCCCUGUUUAUUCUUUUGUCGUAAAGCACAGGGAAGGCCAUUAAAAAAAAAAAAAAAAAGGGAAGGAAGUGGUAGCUAAUUUGUGUGGAAAGAAAAUGAAAUCUGUAAUUUUCUUUCUUGUAUAUAUUAUUUAGAAUUGGAGAAAAAAAAUAAAAAUGAAAAAUACAGCAGCAUUUCACCA